Molecule: messenger RNA, 3570 nt
Organism: Nerophis ophidion (straightnose pipefish)
Lineage: Eukaryota; Metazoa; Chordata; Actinopteri; Syngnathiformes; Syngnathidae
Product: zinc finger protein 271-like
Exons: 6
Coding region: 134-3187 (1017 amino acids)
Biological process (GO): central nervous system development; regulation of transcription by RNA polymerase II
Cellular component (GO): nucleus
Molecular function (GO): RNA polymerase II cis-regulatory region sequence-specific DNA binding; DNA-binding transcription factor activity, RNA polymerase II-specific
Source: RefSeq, a predicted model, not a curated record
AACACGUGUUUCACUGGGACAAUAGUGAGUGGUGCACACUUCCUUCGCCCGGCCACAGAAGACAAAAAAGAGUUGCUGGUGUAACAAUAGGAAGAAUAUAUUCCACUCCUCUCUUGUACACGCGGCUUAUGAGAUGAACGCUCGUCAAGAAGAACGUCCCCUUCAGCAACAGGAGGAUCCACAGCCCCCCCACAUUAAAGAGGAAGAGGAGGAAGUGUGGAUCAGUCAGGGGGGAGAGUGUCCUGUAGGGCAGGAGGAGGCUGAUGUCAGCAAGUUUCCACUGACUGUUGUCUCUGUGAAGACUGAAGAGCAUGAAGACAAACCACCUGAGUCCUCACAGCUUCAUCACAGUCCAAACGUCCAGCAGGUGUCAGCAGAGAGUCAUGAAGAGAUUCCCUCCAAGCAGCAGGAGUGGAGCUCCAGUGUGGGACAAAAGGAGCUACAGGCCCCCUCCCACGUUAAAGAGGAAGAGGAGGAACUGUCGAAGCAGCUUCAAAGGUUGGUGGAGGAUAAUGAUGAAGAUGAAGCUCAGUCCUUACAGCUUCAUCACAGUCAAAGUGAGGAGAACAGAGGGGCGGAGCUUGUAAGUCAACACAUCACAGAAGCUGAUGGAGAGCAUUGUGAAGAUAUAAAGUCGGAACCAGACAGCAUCUUUGCUCCACUGUCAGACAUGGACCACAUGAUGUCAGACUCUUCUGAUCACAGUGACCACAUCCAAAAACCUUUGGAGAGUAAAAAUGACUCUAAAGGUGAUACAAGACAUCACACUAACAACAAAGACUCUGACUGCUCUGAAUGUGGGAAAUCAUUUAGACUGAAGAGUGAUUUUACAAGACACAUGAGAAUACAUACUGGAGAGAAACCUUUUACUUGCUCUGUUUGUAAGAAAAGUUUCUCCACAAAGCAACACAUGACCACACACAUGAGAACACACACCGGAGAGAAACCUUUUACUUGCUCUGUUUGUAAGAAGAGUUUCUCCGUUAAGCCUGCCAUGACCAGACACAUGAGAACACACACUGGAGAGAAACUUUUUACUUGCUCUCUUUGUAAGAAGAAUUUCUCCAGAAAGUCUAACAUGACCGAACACAUGAGAACACAUACUGGAGAGAAACCUUUUACUUGCUCUGUUUGUAAGAAGCGUUUCUCCACAAAGCAGCAUAUGAUCACACACAUGCAAACACAUACUGGAGAGAAACCUUUUACUUGCUCUGUUUGUAAUAAGUGUUUUUCCAGAAACCCUGACAUCUCCAUACACAUGAGAACACACACUGGAGAGAAACCUUUUACUUGCUCUGUUUGUCAGAAGAGUUUCUCCACAAAGUCUAACAUGACCUCACACAUGAGAACACAUACUGGAGAGAAACCUUUUACUUGCUCUGUUUGUAAGAAGACUUUCUCCACAAAGCCUAAGAUGUCCGCACACAUGAGAACACAUACUGGCGAGAAACCUUUUACUUGCCCUGUUUGUAAGAAGCAUUUCUCCACAAAGCUUGUCAUGACCAGACACAUGAGAACACACACUGGAGAGAAACCAUUUAGUUGCAAUGUGUGUGAUAAGAUGUUCCGGCAUAAGUGUCAGGACAGUAAACACAAGUGUGUAACAGUCAUGGAAGCUUCAAGUGUGAGAGUAAAGUGUUGUGAUUGUGUGAAAAUGUGCGAAAGAACUAUAGCAAAGUAUGAGGAGGAACUUUGUCUUACAAAAGAGGAGAAGGAGCGACAACAUCAACUACUGGACGCUGUUUUCAAGAAACAUCAAGUUGUGUUACACAGAACAGACGUCCAGCAGCCCCCUCACAUUAAAGAGGAAGGGGAGGAUCCACAGCCCCCCCACAUUAAAGAGGAAGGGGAGGAUCCACAGCCCCCCACAUUAAAGAGGAAGAAGAGGAUCCACAGCCCCCACACAUUAAAGAGGAAGAAGAGGAUCCACAGCCCCCCCCACAUGAAAGAGGAAGAGGAGGAAGUGUGGAUGAGUCAGGAGGGAGAGUGUCCUGUAGGGCAGGAGGAGGCUGAUGUCAGCAAGUUUCCACUGACUGUUGUCUCUGUGAAGACUGAAGAGCAUGAAGACAAACCACCUGAGUCCUCACAGCUUCAUCACAGUCCAAACGUCCAGCAGGUGUCAGCAGAGAGUCAUGAAGAGAUUCCCUCCAAGCAGCAGGAGUGGAGCUCCAGUGUGGGACAGAAGAAGCUCGAGCCCACUCAUAUAGAGGAAGAAGAGGAACUGUGGGAGCAGCUUCCAAGGUUGGAGGAGGUUAAUGACGAAGAUGAUAUAAAGUCAGAACCAGACAGCAUCUUUGCUCCACUGUCAGACAUGGACCACAUGAUGUCACACUCUUCUGAUCACAGUGACCACAUCCAAAAACCUUUGAAGAGUAAAAAUGACUCUGAAGGUGAUACGAGACAUCACACUAACAACAAACACUUUGACUGCUCUGAAUGUGAAAAAUCUUUUAGACAUAAGAGUAAUUUUACAGUACACAUGAGAACACAUACUGGAGAGAAACCUUAUACUUGCCCUGUUUGUAAGAAGAGUUUCUCCAGAAAGCAAUACAUGACCACACACAUGACAAUACAUACUGGAGAGAAACCUUUUACUUGCUCUGUUUGUAAGAAGAGUUUCCCCAGAAAGAAUGACAUGACCACACACAUGAGAACACAUACUGGAGAGAAACCUUUUGCUUGCUCAAUUUGUGCUAAAAGAUUCAACGCUAAGAGUGUCAUGAUAUUACACAUGAAAACACACACAGGUGAGAAACCUUUCACUUGCUCUGUCUGUAAGAAGAUUUUCAUCAGUAAGCAUCACAUGACCACACACAUGAGAACACACACUGGAGAGAAACCUUUUACUUGCUCCGUCUGUGAGAAGAGUUUCUCCUCAAAGCCAAACAUGACCACACACAUGAGAACACAUACUGGAGAGAAACCUUUUAUUUGCUCUGUUUGUAAGAAGAGUUUCUCCAGAAAGCAACACAUGACCACACACAUGAGGACACACACUGGUGAGAAACCUUUUCCUUGCUCUGUUUGUAAGAAGAGUUUCUCCAUGAAGCCUGACAUGACCACACACAUGAGAAUACAUACUGGAGAGAAACCUUUUACUUGCCCUGUUUGCAAGAAGAGUUUCUCCAGAAAGCAAUACAUGACCACACACAUGAGAACACACACUGGAGAGAAACCGAUUGUGUGAUAAAACAUUAAGUUUUAAGCAUCAGGUCAGUAAUUACAAGUGUGUAACAGUCAAGGAAGCUGCAGGGAUUUAAAAACACUUAUAAACAGUGAUUGUGCUAAAUGUACUUUAAGAACACAGCAUGAUUAAUAUGAACGUAUAUUUUAUGUUGAAUGUUGUGCUUCUUAUCUUCUACUCUUAUAUGUUGUCCUGGAAUGACUUUUUAAGUUGUGUGCAUUUAUUGAAUAUUAUAAAUGUUUCUAAAUUUUUAUUCUAAUUUCCCAUUGUUAAAGAGAGGUCAUAUUUCUUUUUUUAUUUUUUUCACACAUUUGUUCCAUUGCAUUUUAUUGAUGUUAUUCUCCAAUUAAAAGUACGAAUUAAUAAAAUUGUUAACAAAAUUUGGA